Molecule: messenger RNA, 1108 nt
Organism: Rhinichthys klamathensis goyatoka
Lineage: Eukaryota; Metazoa; Chordata; Actinopteri; Cypriniformes; Leuciscidae
Product: G2/M phase-specific E3 ubiquitin-protein ligase-like
Exons: 6
Coding region: 236-1108 (290 amino acids)
Molecular function (GO): ubiquitin-protein transferase activity
Source: RefSeq, a predicted model, not a curated record
UCAGGUUUCUCCAUGCUGCAUCUUCAUAACAUCACAGAGCUGCUUUUAAAAGGAUAAUCAAAGAUGUAUGUACUGUGUGUUUUAAAUUGAGCGAGUCAAUGUACAUGCAUAAUCUUAAAGGUUCAGUUACUGUUUCCUAAUGUAAUUUACCCUUUUUUAAGCUUGGGUUACACUACCGGACCCAGAGAAAGCAGCCCAGCUUUUCACACAGGCAGCUCUUGAAAACAAACAACAUAUGGAGCCCCUCACAUUCACCCUGAGUCUCAUGGACUCUGAAGAAGAGAGAGACAGAGCGAUCAUCUCAUUAUACAAGAGGCCCAGGGUGGAGUGGGCAAGGCCCCUAACUUGCAGAUUGAUUGGUGACUCUGCUAUUGGUGAAGGCGUAAAACGGCAUGUGCUGUCCACUGUGAUGGGAGCCGUCCAGAGUGGUUUCCUUCUGGAUGAAAAAAAAGGGAGAGUGCUUCUCUUCGAGGGAGAGAGUGACCACCUUAUUCCCUCAACAAGUCAGGAGCUCCUGGAGGGGGAUUUAUUUGUGACUGCAGGAAGGAUGGUUGGUCAUUCAUUCUUGAAUGGGGGCCCAUGUCUCACUGGCCUAAGCACAGCAAUCAUCCAUGUACUUUUUGGCGGCAGUCCAGAGAUGGCAACCAUAUCCCUGUCAGACUGUGUGGAUCAGGAUGUCCGGGAUGUCUUGGCACUGUUGGAAGGAACCAAGGACCUGUCAGAAGACGACAAAUCCCAGAUUAUCUCUGUGACACUGCCCUGGGACCUGCCUGGUGUCACACUGAACAACAGGUGGUGGCUGAGGGAGAAAAUACUGCUUCAUGCUGUUCUUGGACGGACGACCCAGCAGGUUAAACAAAUCCGACAAGGCCUGAAAGACACGGGUGUCUGGGAGUUUUUUAGCUCCAGGCCAGAUGAUGUGCAAGUCCUAUUCCCAAGGGCCUGCAAUGCAGAGAUCACGCCACAAAUUAUUCUGGACAAUAUCAACUGGCCAAGGGACGAGGACAUCGUCAGCCUGGAGGACCAUUGCAGAGUAAUGACCUUCCUCCGGAAAUUUAUAGAGGAUGGUACGUUGCUUUUGUUCUGGAGUAAGACUCGCUCUAUGUAG